GCGAUGAUCAACUGGCCCUGCUGAUACCAACUAGCUAGCAGUUGGAGGUGGUAGCGUUAGGUGCCAUGGUAAAACCGAAACACUUGAUCCCAGGAAGAUUCCUUCGGGCAGCUCGUCCCCUCUUACUGUGAAGAUGCCAGCUGUGGUCAGAGAUAAGGGGGACUCUGAAUCCUCCUCAGAGGACGAGCAAGAAGACCAUCCCUGCAUUGCCUGGAGUGGCCUCAGCAAGACCAUCCCGGUUCUCUUGUUUUUCCCUGAAGCAGCUGUUACAAAAGAUGGGAACAUCUGCUCGACUGGAGAGAGAUAUAAUAUGGCCUUCAAGAUUGUGCGCACAGAGAGCCGCCUGGUACGAGGAAUACUCACCAAUCACGGAUUCCAUGAGGUUCACCCAAACAGCAAUGACUUUAACCUCAUGUGGACAGGAUCUCACCUCAAGCCUUACAUACUACGCAGCCUUCAAGACUUUCAGAAGGUCAACCACUUUCCCAGGUCAUAUGAACUGACACGCAAAGACCGUCUGUAUAAAAACAUCCAGCGAAUGCAGCAGACUCACGGCUUCAAGAACUUCAAUAUUGUUCCUCAAACCUUUGUGCUGCCCUCCGAGUACCAGGAAUUCUGCAAUUGUUUUGCCAAGGACAAGGGCCCCUGGAUUAUUAAACCAGUAGCAUCUUCAAGAGGGCGAGGCAUCUACUUGGUCAGCAAUCCAAAUCAGAUUUCAAUGGAUGAGAACAUCUUGGUGUCUCGCUAUAUUAAUAACCCACUACUGAUAGAUGAGUUCAAGUUUGACGUGCGGUUGUAUGUGUUGGUGACAUCGUAUGAUCCGGUCCUCAUCUACGUGUAUGAGGAGGGCCUGGCGAGAUUUGCCACAGUGAAAUAUGACCGGACUUCAAAGAACAUUAAAAACACGUUCAUGCAUCUCACUAACUACAGUUUGAACAAAAAGAGCAGCGAUUAUGUCAGUUGCGAUGACCCUGAAGUUGAGGAUUAUGGGAACAAGUGGAGUAUGAGUGCAGUGUUGAGGUAUUUGAAGCAGGAGGGGAAGGACACCACAUUGCUGAUGAGACAGGUGGAGGACCUCAUCGUCAAAGCUGUACUGAGUGCUGAACUACAGAUAGCCACCGCCUGCAAGAUGUUUGUUCCGCACAAGACAAACUGCUUUGAACUGUACGGUUUUGACGUGCUCAUUGACUCAAAUCUCAAACCCUGGUUGUUAGAGGUGAACCUCUCUCCCUCCCUUGCCUGUGAUGCGCCCUUGGAUCUGAAGAUAAAGGCCAGCAUGAUUGCAGACAUGUUUUCACUUGUGGGCUUUGUGUGUCAGGACCCCCUGUCGAGACAACCACGCUCUGACCGAGUCACCCUGGACCCUGGCCUCAAGCACCCAGCAGCCCAAAGACCACAGCGACAGAGGCCCACAUCAGCCAGUAACUCAGAAACAGAAGGAUCGAAAGACAAGCCAGGACCUAAACAAGGUCAGGGAGACAGCACUCUGAGCUUGACUGCUGAGGAGAUCAAAGUGCUGAGGAGGAUAAAGGAAGAGUACGAGAGACGUGGAGGCUUUGUCAGGAUCUUCCCCACUGCAGAAACAUGGGAGCUCUACAGUGGAUAUCUGGAGUCCAAGACAUCAAUGAACUACAUGCUGGCAAACAGACUUUUCCAUGGAAGGAAUGUGAACGGGAAUGUGCAGCUGCAGGUGGACGCUGUCCAUGGCUGUCACGUUGUCCAGUACGAGAGGAAGCUGCUGUCUCUGGAGGCACGUAAGAGGAGACAACGCCACCUGACUCAUCGCUCUGCUGAAAGGAAGAAGAAAUUGGGGAAGGAAUCCAAGGCCUCCCCGAUGGAGACCAGCAGUCAGGAGGGAGAGGAGUGUGCCCAGGAGGAAAGAGAGGAGGUGAAACAAGCUCUCGAGCCAGUCUCACACAGGGCGUUGGGAGCAGAGCAAAGAAAACAAGUGGCCACACCAUUGGAGUGCUGCCACGGUGAGGCUCUGUCCAGCUCAGAGGCAGCCACGCACAAUGCCAGGCCCAGAGUCAACCUGCUCAACAUCCUUCAGCAGGGGUGGGACCUCAGUAAAGUGCAGGCCCGGAUGGCCUUUUCCUCAUACCUGCAGCGAGUGCAGCAAAGACUGUUGGCAGAAAGCAGGGCCAACACCAUCCCAGCUUGGCCAGACAAGGACAACGACCAAAUGGAGCUGGUGAUUCGCUUCCUGAGAAGAGCCGCCAGUAACCUUCAACAAGACAUUAAGGUGGUCUUGCCCAGUCGCCAGCUUCCACUCCAAGACCGCAGACGCAUCCUGUCCCACCAGCUAGGAGAGUUUAUCCACUGUUACAAUAAGGAGACUGAACAUAUGGUGAAAAAACAGGAGAGCAGCAAAGAGGAUCAUUGUGUAAACCCGAGUGUGUUUGAGGAGUACAUCACUGCAGCGAGUGAAAACGAUCUGGAGGAAGUACUGACAUUCUACACACAGAAAAAUAAAUCAGCCACCGUCUUCCUCGGAACAAAAGUCAGGAGCGUUAAGAAAGACGUUCAUGAAGUAAACGCCUCAGGAGAUUCAAGCAACUGUGAGAAUUCCAAAACUCUGCCUGUGGCCAAAAAGGAUUCCAGCGCUUCAGAGUCCUCGCUCUCCACAGGGAAAGUCAGCAGUGACCCAGACAUGAAGGCCACGGAGAGUCAGCCUUCUGUCCGCACUGAUGACCAACACGCAGCAUUUAGAGCUGGUAAAAUCCAGCCAGAGGUCCAGGCCUCUCAGCACUGCUCCAGCUUUCCUGUCACUUUAGAAUGCUCACAUAUUCAUCCGCAGCACUGCUCCUCUGCCCCAACGUCCCUGCCUCUCCAUUGUCCGCCACCACCGCCACCUCCUCAGCCACCGUCCUAUGCACAGUCCUUGGCAAAGUCUCAGUUCUGCCAUUCUGAGACUCUAUCUGACCCUCCUGCGUACACUCCUGCCCUGGUGGUCACGCAGCCGCCGAGAGCAAUGUGGACAGCUGUUUCCACUGGCUACAACACAGUCUGUACUGGGCAGCCAACCCAGGUGCUCAGAAGGAUUCAGUCCUUUACCUCAUCAACGCCCAGCUCUGGAGCCGCCUCUUCCAUCCCGAGUGCCACGCACAUCUAUAGCCAGAAGCUCUCCAGACCCACCUCUGCAGGCCAAGUGAUCAAGAGGAGCAGUUCCAGUAAGCUGAAGUCAAACUCAGCUGGGACACUGAAGGAGCUAAACUCCCUGUCUUCCCAGGCCCAGUCUAACCAGCAGGCCUUCAUCUCAGCCCUGCAAAAGCUGGCUGACAAGCAGGUUGCUCGCCACUAUGCCAGCUCCAGUCACAUCAACCUGCUGACACAGCACUUGACCAACCUGAACCUGGCAAACAGGAUGCUGGGCAGAGAGAGCGCCACACUGAACCCUAAAGUGCGGCAUGCUGCUGCUACAACCCAAGGGCCAGUGAAAGCUGUCCACACUGGAACAGAACUAUGUAGCAGCACAGGCCACAGGCCACCGAAGGACGAUGAGGGUCUUUGGGAUGGGCAGAUGCAGAGUGCCUAUAGCUUGGUGACAGGAGUGAACCCCCUGCAGCGCUACCAGCCCACACAGGGAAGCUACCAGCUUCAGUUUGCUAUCCAGAAACUGCAACAGCAAAGACUUCAGUCUCAACAAUUUCUGGAACAGAGCCACUGCAGACACCAGGCUCACUUUCCAGACCAGACAAGUACUCCACACGCCCAGGCUCCCACAAACUCAUCCAGCUGCCCUCCAUCCAGUUUUCAUGUUCGGCCUAAUCACAGUCAUGCCCACAGCCACAUCCAAACCUGUGUUAGUCCUGCUCUCGCCCCAAAGCCGCCCAGCAGCUCCAGAGAGGGACAGGUCAGAAAAACAGCAACAAAGCGCCUCAUCAAGCAAACCUCCGCAGAGAGUUCAGCCAGUGGAAGUGUGUCCAGCGGCCAACAUGCGGUCUACAAAGCCAUCUGUGGUAAAACAGGUCUCUCUGUGUACCGCAAGCUGCUCCAGGGCCAGGAACCUGGUCACAGAUGACAUGAAAGCGACCAGAGGCACGCCCUGCCCCUCUGCCGGCCUGACAGGUGUCUCUGCAUGUAACUACAUCCUCACAGAGGUGUAUUCUGGGAAAGGACAACAGCAACAGAUGAAAGCAUGCCAGACAUCGAACAGGGUCCUAUUAAUUUCCUUCUGAUACAGCCGCAGACAUGCGAGAGGGUAGUCUGAGAGGCCAGGAAUGCCCAGCUUUGACGCAGGUUGGGAUUUUGUUUGCUCAGCUCAACAUCAGUUGGCCUUUUCAGCUCCUUCCCCUCCUCUCCCCCUCGCCCCACUUGGCUGCACUCACACAUCCCAACAGUUGUCCGCCCUCAUUCUCUUCAUGCUACUGAUGCCACAGAAAGAUUUCACUGACAGAUAGCCUUCAGCAGAUGGUUCUUCAAUGCCCCGGUGGCAUUUUAACUAUAAAAUUCAACCUUUUAUUCUUUACAGUAGAAUGUGCGCCGCAUUUUUUUCUUCUUAGAAAGUUAUACAAACAGGUGAGAUGGGGGUUUGAUUACCUGAGCAGCUUCUCAUCUUGCUGCCUUUUGGGAGUGGCUUCUGGCAUUUAACACUCCAACUCUUGAUCCCUGUUGGAAGCCAAGUUGUUGCCAAAUCAUACUCUCUGGUCAUUGCCUAAGGAUGUGUUAAAAGUAUGGCAUCCUUUGCUUGUAGGCUUUAUAAAAGGAGCUUUAAUAUGAUUGGUUGCUGCCUUGUUCCCUGCUUACAAGGAUGAUGCAACACUGUUACUGGGAAGCUUUAUAUCAAGAAUACAGUGUGAUUAGUUGUAAACUGUGGAGAUGUUGGUGUUGUUUCCUUGAAUGGACCAAAUUUAAUAUUUGUGGUUUAAUAAGUAAAUUAUUGCUAUUGCAUCAGUAUUUAUUUACUGUAAAUUAUCCACCAAAAGGUUUUUUUGGCCAUUUCUGCAGGGUUGGAAAUUAACUGUUUUGUCCAUGUGCCACUAUGGCUGGUGGAUCCAGAAAUUUGCAUGCCACUCAAUAGAGUUCCAUAGCAUUUUGGGCUGGUGAGUGGAGGCAAAUCCAGCAUUCACUUGCAUAAUUCACCUGCAUUUGGCUGGUGGAUAGUGCUGAUUUCCAACCCUGGUUUGUGUAGCUCAAACCAUAACACAAAGAGGAAUUAUGGUUAUGCACAGCCUCGCCUACAAUGAAGGUUAAUGCUGCACCAGCUGACCAAUAUCCAUGUGGAUAUUCUGUUCCUUGGGACCAUAUAGCGAGUUUACUCAGGGCGUGUUAAUAGAAUAAAAAUAUCUCUGUUAUAUAUCCAUAGAUUUAGCAUAUGUUUAUGAUGACUUUGUCAAAAAAUACUUGAAUGUCAUGCAUGUUUUUAUCAUAUCAAUUGAUGAUUAUCAUCAGAGGGAUUUUGCACAGAUUGUAGUUUUCAGUGCAGUACAGCAGAACUGGUUUUAAUGUUUUUUCUGUAGUGAUUGAUGUUAAUGUUGUGGAUUUACUGCUACUUAACUAUGCCAGUGCAUGCUGUGUUACAAAAAUCCAACAGUGGAAUCCAAUUCUCUUGUGGCGAUACAAAGUUGUUUACAGUUUGAUCAUUUAAUCUGUUUUGUCGCUGAUUGUUUACAACACACACAUGCAUGGAAAUGUAAUAUUUUACGAAUCGUCCAGGCAGUCUGUAUCCAACAACAUUGAAAUGAAUAUCUAGAAAACAUUAAAACAUGCUGAUCAUGUAAGGAAAUGUAUUUGUUCACCACACAUACUGUACACUGGAAGUUGUAACUGGCUGGACUUUGAUUUCUUUACUUUGGCCAUCAAAAUUUACCCUAUAGAGUGCUGCAGGGAUGAUGUUUUUCUGUAGGCCAACGCAGAAGUUAGGAGUACCCUGGUUCUCUUGACAAAAAGACGGUUGGAUUUUUCCAUUGGAUUUUGGAUUAUCACAGAAAAUAAGGUCUGUAGCAAACUAAAGUGUGAUACCUACACAUUUUGUUGUCCACCAAGCUAAUCUUCACAAAUGAACACCAAUUGUAUGAUUCAUUCAUUCAUAUUAUUCAGAGGGUGUAAACAAACAGCUUUAGGCUAUAAACGAGGCUGUAAAGCUGUGAUAGGCGCGGUUCAAUGUGAUAAUGUUCUGCAGUCUCAUUUAGCCACUUGCUUGCAACUGUCUUUUUUAAGACACGUAAAAGCUUAAAAAUGCACAAGUGGGGUGACAUAUUUAUGUUUUCGAACAAAUCUUGAAAGUCUCAAGCUUGUGUUAACCACAGACCUUACUUCAGACAUCUAAUCAAAAAACCAUUCAAAAAACCCAUCGACCCUAGAUGAGGGAACUGGGAGUGCUAAAAUGCUAACUCAUAUCCAGGUUUAAGGACUCAUCCCUGUAGCACUCUAUCACCCUUAAAAAUAAAGUGCUCUAAAAUACUUAACGCAAACAGAAAAACUCCAGCAAUAAUGAAAUUAGAACAAUUCUAUCCAACUGUCCAUUUUUAAUUAAAAAAAAAGGUGUUUCCAAGAGUAAUAAGAAAAAACAUUUACAGUUCGUGAUCUAGUUAAGUGUUCACUUAGUGACAUACGUCGUCUCAUACAACAGAAAGGCUUCACUUUAAAACAAAACAAUCCCUGGAAUCAC
Plectropomus leopardus (leopard coralgrouper) is the source of this 6610-nucleotide messenger RNA. RefSeq names its product tubulin tyrosine ligase-like family, member 5 (gene ttll5). Lineage: Eukaryota; Metazoa; Chordata; Actinopteri; Perciformes; Serranidae. The record is from RefSeq and is a predicted model, not a curated record. Gene Ontology annotation, molecular function: ATP binding; tubulin binding; tubulin-glutamic acid ligase activity. Gene Ontology annotation, biological process: protein polyglutamylation; microtubule cytoskeleton organization. Gene Ontology annotation, cellular component: ciliary basal body.